This is a messenger RNA of Wasmannia auropunctata (little fire ant), 2630 nucleotides long. It is a transcript of the gene beta-PheRS, whose product is annotated as probable phenylalanine--tRNA ligase beta subunit. Gene Ontology annotation, cellular component: phenylalanine-tRNA ligase complex; cytoplasm. The transcript has 13 exons. Gene Ontology annotation, biological process: phenylalanyl-tRNA aminoacylation. Bases 185 to 1957 code for a protein of 590 amino acids. The record is from RefSeq and is a predicted model, not a curated record. Lineage: Eukaryota; Metazoa; Arthropoda; Insecta; Hymenoptera; Formicidae. Gene Ontology annotation, molecular function: ATP binding; magnesium ion binding; RNA binding.
UCUGCUCCGGCAGUGCUCCCAUGCGUUUUGCAUGCUUAUUCACAUUUUCAUUUUUUAUUCGUAUACUGCUUGUACCGGCUGACGUAACAGGCGAAUUAACGAGAAAUCUGAUCAUUUCCGUAAAAAGAGACAAUAAUAAUAUCGGAUUUACUUGAUUAGGUGGAAAUUAUUGUGGAGUAUAAAGAUGCCAACUAUUGGAGUAAAACGUGAUUUACUAUUUGAAGCUUUGGGCAAAACAUAUUCUGACGAUGAGUUCCAGACGUUAUGCUUCAAAUUUGGUUUGGAGCUAGAUGAAGUGACAACGGAGAAACAAAUGAUAGCAAAGGAGCAAGGUUCUGAUAAAGAUAUAGAUGCCUCGGAAGAGAUUAUCUACAAAAUUGAUGUACCUGCUAACAGAUAUGAUCUUUUAUGCUUGGAGAGUCUAAGUACUGGCCUGCUUAUAUUUUUAAACAAGAUAUCCAUUCCACGUUACAAAGCAAUAAAACCAAGUACAGGCAUGGAAAAGAUUGUGAUGAGCUCGGAGUGCUUAAAAGUGAGAGGACAUAUAGUUGCCGCAAUUUUGAGAGAUGUUACUUUGACACAAGAAUCUUACAAUAAUUUUAUCGAUCUUCAAGAUAAGCUGCAUCAGAAUAUAGGAAGAAAACGUAGUCUAGUCUCUAUUGGCACUCAUGACUUAGAUACAAUUAAAGGCCCAUUCUUAUAUGAUGCUCGAUCACCAUCAAAGAUACGUUUCAAACCACUUAACCAAGAUAAAGAGUACACGGGAGAAGAAAUCAUGGAAUUGUAUGCAACACAUGCACAGCUCAAACAAUAUUUACCCAUCAUAAAAGACAGUCCUGUUUAUCCCGUGGUAUGUGAUAGUAAUGGAGUUGUUUUAUCUCUCCCUCCUAUUAUCAAUGGAGAUCAUUCAAAGAUCACACUUGAUACAAAAAAUAUUUUUAUCGAAUGCACAGCAACCGAUCUUACAAAAGCGAAGAUAGUGAUAGACACUAUAGUCUGUGCUUUCAGUCAGUAUUGCAACAUGAAAUAUACAGCCGAACUAGUGGAAGUGGUAUACCCUGACAAUCAAACUUUCUAUUAUCCAGAAUUAAAAUAUCGAACGGAAGAAAUUGACCAUAAUAAAGCGAUUAAUUACAUUGGCAUUGAGCAGACACCAGAUCAAGUUGCAGAAUUAUUGUCAAAAAUGUCUUUAAAAACCAAGAUGAAGGAUAAGGAUACGCUAACGGUAGAAAUUCCACCAACGAGACAUGACGUGAUACACCUUUGCGACAUUUAUGAGGACAUCGCUAUUGCUUACGGAUAUAACGAAAUAAAGAAAACUAUACCACAUUUAUCGACAAUCGCAGCAGAGUUGCCGCUAAAUAAGCUGACCGACCAAAUACGGGUAGAAUUAGCUCAAGCAGGAUUCACCGAAGCACUGACUUUCUCUUUGUGUUCGCGUGAGGAUGUAGCGGACAAAUUGGGAUACAAGAUAGAGGAUGUACCGGCAGUUCACAUAUCCAAUCCGAAAACUUUAGAAUUUCAGGUUGCGCGUACCUCACUUUUACCGGGAUUACUUAAGACGAUAUCGGCAAACAAAAAGAUGCCUUUACCUCAUAAAUUAUUUGAAGUUUCCGACGUUGUAUUGCGAGACGACACGGCGGAAGUUGGUGCGCGAAACAAUCGCCGCUUAUGUGCGGUGUAUGCUAAUAAAUCGGCUGGUUUUGAGAUAAUUCAUGGUCUAGUAGAUAGAGUGUUAUUACUAUUAGAGGUACCCUGGAGCGUUAACAAAGACAAAAGUGGAUAUUAUUUGCGCGCAGCUGAUGACCCGGCGUUCUUCCCUCAACGAUGUGCUGAAAUUAUCUGUUUUGGUGAAGUGAUAGGAAAAAUGGGAGUUUUACAUCCUGAUGUACUCUCAAAGUUUGAAUUAAAUAUUCCAUGUUCCGCGAUGGAAAUGAAUAUUGAACCAUUUUUGUAAUAAAAGUAAACAAUACGCAAAUAAAAUUAAAAUAAAAUUAGGAUGCUUAUAAGCUGAAAUUAAAACUGUAUGUAGCUUCUAUUAUGAAUUGAAUUCAUGUUUUUUAAAUAGAAGUUUUGAUAAAAUUUAUUUAUAAUAAUUUAUAAUGUAUAAUAUUUUUUUGAAUGCUUGUGAAAAUGAACUUACUAAUAAAAUUUUAAAAUAUAUUUGUUAUAUGAUAGACACGUCUUGAACAUAAUGCUAUAUAUAACGAUUAGAUUUUCUCUCUCUCUCUCUCUCUCUCUCUUUCUCGCACAUACACUUCUGAAGAAGAGAGAUUUAAAAAAAAUUUAUAAAUAUUUAGUUUGUAAGGAAAAAUACAUAAAGAUAAAAAAAACUCGAUUUUACAAAAGAGUACUUGAAAAGUAUUGCAGCUCCGUCCCACAAUUAUUUAAUUUCUUUUGUUGACUUCAACGUUACAAGAAGUACGAAAUAAAAAUUUAAAAUAAUAAUUUUUAUAAUAACUUGAUAAUCCAUUUGAGAUUGUGAGAGAAUUAUAUAUUCAACUUUUGUUUUAAUAUUUAAAAAUGAGUUAGCGUACGUAAACGUUCAAAAAUCAAUUUGUGUAGCUCAAACUGUAUGUAGAAACUAAUUUAUUAUUUUUUUCAAUAAAAGAAUUAAUAUUUUGAUCAUU